Chiloscyllium plagiosum (whitespotted bambooshark) is the source of this 10230-nucleotide messenger RNA. It is a transcript of the gene osbpl10b, whose product is annotated as oxysterol binding protein-like 10b. Gene Ontology annotation, molecular function: cholesterol binding. NCBI's taxonomy places the organism in Eukaryota, Metazoa, Chordata, Chondrichthyes, Orectolobiformes, Hemiscylliidae. Gene Ontology annotation, cellular component: membrane; cytosol. The record is from RefSeq and is a predicted model, not a curated record.
ACAUCCUGGCCGCCGCCGCGGUGCAAACUCCGUCCUGUCUGUCCGUCACACUUCAUUGUCGUGUUGUUUAGAACCCCUCCCUUCCCCCUUUUACCCUUUCUUCUUAAAGGAAAACGACAGCCAGCGUUUGUCGCGGUAAAUGUUUAACACUGAGAAAGUGGUUCCUGGCAGCGCUGCUGCUGCUGCAGCUGGUAGUGGUGGUGGUGGUGGUAGUGGUGGUGGGAGAAGGCACUCUGUUUCUCCAGGGGAAAGGGGAUCAUUGGUGUUGAAAGCAAACACCCAGGACAGGGCGAAGAGCAACUGCAGCAGCCCAACCUCAGCAGCUGCAACCGCGGAUUCGAUGCGGAUCGUCCGUGAGGAGCAGCAGAACCACCACCAUUAUCAUCCGGAAGCUGGCAAGGUUGUGGAGGGUUUACUCAGCAAGUACACCAAUCUGAUCCAGGGCUGGCAGCACAGGUAUUUUGUUCUGAAUUGCGAGUUGGGCGUUCUGCAAUACUUUGUAAAUGAACAAUGCAAAGGUCAGAAGCCACGAGGAGUUCUACAUUUGUCUGGUGCAUUGAUCUCUCCCAGUGAUGAAGUUUCCCACAUGUUUGUAGUCCAAGCUGCCAGUGGUGAGCUGUAUAAACUCAGAGCGGGGGAUGCUAAAGAGCGACUCUAUUGGGUGAACCAGCUUCAGGCUUCUGCCAAGCACCACACAGAAAAUAAUACUAAGACUACUCCUUCAACAAGAGCUAGAAGUUUAUCUUUACUUCCUCCUGGGAUAUCGAACCCAGCAACUCAUGGUAGCCAGAAGCACCUGACACACAGUGGGCCAGGAAUUAUCACUAUCACCCAUCACAAGUCUCCCGCAACCAGCCGACGUGCAAAGAAUCAGUGUCCAGGCCGUCUUUUAGAUGUUAAAGAGAUGAUGAAUCAGGCAGAAGGACAGCAAAAAAGUCUUGUGCAUUCAAUAGAAUCUCUCCCACCUUGUGGGCCUCUAUCUGCAUUAGAUCAAGAUUUGCUGCUUUUGAAAGCUACCUCAGCUGCUACCAUGAGCUGCCUUGGUGAAUGCUUGAACAUUUUGCAACAAAGUGCACAGCAAGCUGUCCAGCAUAGCAAAAAAUUGUCAGCUGAAACUGUGCUAGGAUGGCAGGGACCAAGAUCUCGUUCAGCUGAGCAGUUGAAGAAUGGAAAUAUAUGCGCUUCACCUUCAAUGCCUUCGAAUAAUGCAAAUAUUGUGUGGUCUGCAACACCUAGUCAGGUCAAACAAGGACUGCGGCACCCUUCUGAGCAUCAAAAUCCUGAAGUGAUAAAUCCUGAAGAUGAGAUAACAGACAGUGAGGAUAAUGUAGAGGAAGACUUGGGAGUCAUGGAUGAUCAGCGUAGCGUUAUCCUACACCUCCUUUCUCAACUGAAACUCGGCAUGGACCUUACUAGGGUGGUACUUCCAACUUUUAUAUUAGAGAAAAGGUCGCUGCUGGAAAUGUAUGCAAAUUUCAUGGCCCACGCAGACAUCUUUGUGUCAAUCACUAGUGGUAUAACACCUGAAGAGCGGAUUAUCAGUUUUGUGGAAUAUUACCUGACUGCUUUCCAUGAGGGCCGAAAGGGAGCAGUUGCAAAGAAACCCUAUAAUCCAAUAAUUGGAGAAACGUUUCAUUGCUCUUGGGAUGUGCCAAAAAAUAAUGUAAAAUCCAUUUCAGCCAAUGGAAUUUUAACAUUUGGCAAGGAUCAGCCCAAACCCCAGCAAGCCUUCGAGCCGAGCAAGGACCCAACAGAAUGCUACCGCGUGAGAUUUACAGCAGAGCAAGUUUCCCAUCAUCCACCGGUUUCUGGAUUUUACUGUGAAUGCAAGGAGAGGAAAAUUUGUGUGAAUGCACACGUGUGGACCAAGAGCAAAUUCAUGGGCAUGUCCAUAGGGGUCACCAUGGUGGGGGAAGGUGUUCUUUUCCUUGGAGAGCACGAUGAGGAGUAUGUUUUUACAUUGCCAAGUGCCUAUGCACGUUCAAUAUUGACAGUCCCUUGGGUAGAACUAGGGGGUAAAGUCAGUAUUAACUGUGCCAAGUCUGGUUACUCUGCUGCAGUCACAUUCCAUACAAAGCCUUUCUAUGGAGGAAAGGUCCACAGAGUUACAGCUGAAGUGAAGCAUAAUCCAACAAACACAAUUGUAUGCAAGGCACAGGGGGAGUGGAAUGGAACUCUUGAAUUCACAUACAGUAAUGGAGAAACAAAAGUAAUUGAUACAACCAAACUGCCAAUAAUAAGAAAGAAAAUACGGCCCAUCAAAAAACAAGGGUUGUUUGAAUCUAGGCGUCUUUGGGAACAGGUUACCAAUGCACUACAAGCUGGAAAUAUUAGUGCAGCAACUGAGAACAAGCACGUUUUGGAGGAGCAGCAGAGAGCUGAGGAAAGACAACGAGCAGCAUCAAACACUCUUUGGAUGCCAAAGUAUUUUCAAAAAGAGGGCGAUGGUUGGGUGUAUCAUAGUCCCCUCUGGAAAACACAAUGCUGACAGAUCCACCUUAAUUUUUGCCACUACCUCAGAUUUCCUCUCAUUUGGCUGUUGUCAUCUGCAAAAGAUUCUGAGGUGAUGAUGAUAAGACAAAAGUUAAAAAGUGACUACGCUGUAUAAAGCAAAAGAACUUUUAUUAAACAAGACAUAUAUUGUGUAUUAAGUUAAAAUAGUUGCAGGUUCACCAAAACAAAUUUAUUCAGGCACUGUCCUGUACACAACUGGCACCUGCUUGUUAGAGAUUGAAAUGUUAAUGAUGGAGAAAUUUUAUUUUACUGUUUCAAGAUUUUAUAUUUUUCACUUGCAAAGACUUGUUUUGCACAUAUAUAAAGAAAUGUGCCAUUGAUGUAGUCACUUUCGGCUGUAUGUAUGAACCAAAAGAUGUAAUUCAUUGUCAAAAGUGUUUUAAUAUGAUUAUUGAGCAUGCCAUUACACAAGCAUUAUAGCAUACAGCACUAUUAUGCACAUGGAUCUUUUUAUUGCUAUGAUGCGCUUCAUCACAUGCGCAAGUAAAGCCAUAACACCUAGUUUCUUUUUUAAGUUAUUCCAAAUGAAUAGCGUUUUGAACACAUGCAUCUACUAAGAAACACAGCCAUUUCUGUAUCUGGUGUGAUAUGCGGCUGAAAUUGCUAGUUUCCAUAAACUAAGAAGAAGGGCUAUUUAGUUCCCAUGUGCAAUCAGUAAAACUUCUGUACAUUGAAAAUGAUCUUUAAAAAGUUAUUUUAAUCCUUUUAAUACCCCUUCUGCACCCCCUCAUGUUCAAAAUAAUAGAGACGCAAUUAGGAGAAUUGAGCUGGCUAAGGGUUUUAAAAGUGUCCUUGUCUCAAACACAAAACAGUAGUAAACUGUACUGUUGCAGUUAUUUUCAAUUUAUAAUUUAAAGCUCAGAAGAACUGCUAAUGACUGGCUGACUGAGAAGAUGAUUAUCAAAAUAUUCCAUGCAUUUGUCUGAGAUCUCUUCUUGUCUUUGCAUCUAUUCGUGAUUCCUUAUUCAUUUAUAAAUUCAUUUUUAUGCACUCUUCUAAUUCUGCAUAGCUAUGCACCAGCAAGUAAGUUACCUCCUUGCAAUUAAUAGAAAGCAUAUAACUGUAUGUCAACACAGACCUCUAUCAUGGACCUGCAUUUUGCUCCACAGUAUCUACUUUAAAAAAAUGAUAUCUCAAAAACUGUGUCACUGCACUAAAAAUGUGGAAGUUUCAAUUCAGAACAAUUGUUCAGGCAUGUUUGACUUUAGACUGUCCACUUAAAGUUUGUAUUUUUUGAACAGAAGUCAUUUUUGGGUGCUAGGAAAAAUUUCAGUUAUACCUCUGUGAGUUCUAAUGGUAUUAUGAUACAAUGUGACAUUUAAUUCUGGGGAGAAGCAGCAUAAUAGAAAUGUCCUUUCACAGAGGCAGAGGGCAUUAGUGAAUGUUGGGAUGACACUGAUAUUCACAAAAAUAGGCUAAUAUAAUUACUAAAAUAAAAGUCACCAGCCAUUUCAUUGCAGUACUUCAAAACGCUUCAGUGCAGAUUUCAUAUAUACUCGUACAGCAUAGAAACAGACCCUUUGGCCCAACAUAUCUAUGCCAACCACAUAUCCCAAACCUAACUAGUCCCAUUUACCUGUGUUUGGUCGAUAUCCCAUCAAAUCUUCCCUAGCCAUGUAUGUGUCCAAAUGUCUUUUAUAAAUGUUAUAAUUGUACCUGCCUCUACCACUUCCUCUGGCAGCUCAUUCCAUACAGGCCCCACCCUCUGCAUGAAAAAGUUGCCCCUUGCGUUCCUUUUAAACCUUCUCCCCUCUUCCCUUAUGCCCUCAAGCUGUGGACACUCAUCUGCCUGACCUGCUGUGCUUAUCCAGCCACACACUCUCAACCCUUGGAAAAAGACCUUAGCUAUUCACUUUAGCUAAGAUCAACCAGUCUAAUAGUCUGUUAUUGAUUUUACGAUCCACUCACAAUUCUUCUCAUUCUUUCUCGUCUAACUCUAUGAAUAUAGCCUAUCUCUAUUCGCUCCUUCUUCAUUUCUAUUCUAUCAAAGCAAAUUCUUUGUCACAAUUCCGUGUGUUAAACAAGUUCUCUUAAAAUUCCUAUUUGAUGUCUUGAUCACUAUCUUGUAUUGAUGACUUCUACCUUCCUUAUGCAGAAGGCCAAUAUCUACUGAAGACGACAAAUGCUGGAUAUCACAGUGGGUCAGACAACAUCCAUGGAGAGAGCAAGCUAACAUUUCGAGUCCAGAUGACUCUUUAAUGUUCCCCAGAAACAACCUCUUUGUCUAUUCUGUUGUACCAUUUAAAAAUAUCUAUAGAGUCACCCUUCAGGCUUUUCUUUUCAAGAGAAAGCAGACUCUAAUAUUUUUUAUUUCUUCUGAUAGGUAUAACUUUGUAGUUUUGAUAUAAACCUUGUAAUAAUUUUUACACCCUCUAUAAUAUAUUUUUUUCCUUUUUAGUAUAUGACAACCAAAACUGCACAAAGUAUUUAAAAGUGAUCUAACUGAAUUUUGCUACGAAUUUAAGAUAACAUCUCAACUUUUCAAUUCAAUUUUCAACUUUUCAGCUCUGUCAGGUAUAGUUCAAGGUAAAAGAGUAAAAAGAUGUACUUUUCUAAAUUUGUUUUCUUAAAGCUGAAAUAGUUGGAGGUUCCAAAUGUAUUCAUUUUCUUUUCAUUUUUAUAUGUGUCAACUUUUAUAAGAAGUAUUAAUUUGAAAUCAUCACUUUAUAUGUAACAUUUAUCAUUUUUGGAAUAAUGUUGUUUUCUUCUGUGAUGUGAAUUUCAAAAUGAUGGUUGCAGUAGAUCACAACCGAAUUAACAUUACGGAAAGUACAAUUGGCCUCAAAAUUUAAAUGUUAGUGGAGGACAGAAUUAGGCUUAAUGUGGAGGUGCUAUUGUUGGACUAGAGUGGAGAAAGUCAGAAGUCGCACAACACCAAGUUGUAUUCCAAUGGGUUUAUUUGUGAAGGCAAAUGUUGUGUGACUUCAGAAUUAGGUUUGACAGUGAAUACCAAUUCUCAUAUUUGAAAGACUUCCUGAUGGUCAUAAAGACAUUGGAGGGCUACUGCUUUUUGUAGUAUUGAACCAUGCCAUGUGUCACUAACUCAUGGAGGGGGAGGGUUUAUAUAAUCUGGUAAGAUUACAUAAACGUUGUGCAAUCUGCUAAAAUUACAUAGUUUUUUUACAAUCUGCUAAAAUUAUGUGAUUAUCAACUUCUCUAUGACUCCUAAGCAAAUGGUUUAUGUAACAAUAUUGUGAGGAGUUAUACAGCAUGAACAGAUCAGCAUGAUGCAAUUUUCCAGAACAGGAAGGUGAAGCAAUACCAUCUGCUUGGUGCUGCUAUCAUGUACUUGACAGAAUCUCCAUUCAGAAAAUUGUAAUUUUGAGUAAGCAGUAGGAUAUUUGCAAUAACUCAUUGUGACACAGGACAAAAAGCAAACGACAAGUGGUAGUGUGCCACAACAAUUGACCUUUGCUUCUUUGGCCAUCAAGCAGAAAAUCAAGCCAGCAUUGCUUGUUUAUAAAAAUAAAGGUCUUGAGUAAGAAAUAUUUUGUGCAAUAUAAAGUCACUAAUUAGUCACCCUUGUUCAUUCAACCUAUCAUUGUAAACAUAUAUUUACAAUAUUAUGCCCACUCAUUCCAUGGAUAAAAAUUAACAGAUUCAGCAUAAUACUGUAUUUGUGUGGUCAAAUUAAAUUUCAAUAUUAAAAUCAUAGAAUCCUUAUGGUGUGGAAGCAGGCCAUUUGGCCCAUCCAGCCCACACCAGCCCUCCGAAGAGCAUCCCACCGAUACCGACCCUUAACUAUGCAUUUCUCUUGGUUAAUCCAACUAGCCUGCAUGGUUUUGGAUUAUUGGAGGAAACCCAUGGGGAGAAUGUGUAAACUCCACACAGUUACUCGAGGGUGGAUUCAAAACCAUGUCCCUGGUACUGUGAAGCAGCAGUGCUGAGCCACCAUGCUACCCAUAUCUGCAGAUAUGGUAUUACUUCAACAUAGAAUUGCUACAUGGUUCAUGUUUGAUUUCAUUCCUUUGAAAACUAAUUGAUUUCUAGUUGUAAGCAAUUUUCUUAAUGAUGGGAAAGCUAUGGGGCAGCUGAAAACAACAGCUUCUCAGUGUACGUCAGAGGUCAACUGCUCAACAGGUUUGGUUGUAGACUGAAGAUCGGCCACCUUCCUGCUCUCUUAGCUGGAAAUAGGUAAACAUUCAUGGAAUUGGACGGGAAAGCAUAGAUAUGUUAAGAAUUAGCAUAUUUUUUAACAAAGGAGUUAAAUUAAUAAUUUAAUGCAUCUAAAGAAAGAUUAUAAGAAUAACAAAUCUUAAUUAAUUUACACGUUUUGAGGCAAGUGUCUGAGGCUUUGAUUGACCUAAGGCCCUUGGCCCUGAAAGUUUUCCUUAUAUUGGAUUCUGUACCUUGUGUGUACUGUUUUUCUUACCAUCCACUUUCAUCAAUGGUUGUAUUACCUUACCUGAGGUAAUAGAGUUAAGUAAAUCAAUACAAUUGUUCCAAAAUAACUUUUUUUGUUCAAUAAUUCCACUUUCUGUUCUCUAAUCAAACGUAAACAGUUUGUUAAAAUGUUUAUUGACUGUCUUACAACUGCUGCCAUUGUCCCAUUAAUUGUCACAUGGGAGAAAGACCUUCAGAUUAACUUGUGCAGUAGGUGCCAGAGAAUUAUUUUACCCUAGUGCUAUUUCUAAAUUGUUAGGGUUCAGUUAAAACAAGGAAUGAUGAAAUAAUGAAAGCCGGUGAAAAAUGGCUUUCACAUUUUGAGCUUCCUGUACAGGAUCUGUUUAAAAUGUGCAACAGGAAAUUAUUUGCAUUAAGUAGUUCUUUUAAGAGGAUUAAUCCUUUGCUUUUCUCUUCUACUUUAACCCCAUCAACUGUGCCAAAUAUUCAUGAGUUCAUACCUGUGCAAAUAAGAGUUUGUAACUUGCAUUGUUUGUGUGUGCAACAUUUAGACUUAAUUGAAAACUUGGUUAUUUUACUUGUUUGUUUGCGAAUGAUCUAUUCAGCUAAUGCUGGAGUGUCAGCUCCUGGAGAAGAAACAAUCAACGGCUUCUAAUUAUAUCUAACUUUAAACAAGUUCCUAAAAGAUGAUUAAUUACAAUAUCUGUCAAUUUUUUUCCUCUGUACUUUGGUCUCAAAUUUAAUGGCUGAGUUUGUGCUUUUCAUUUAAUAUGCUACAGGGUUUGAACAAUUUUUUCAACUUCCAAAAGAAAUCAGUGCUGUGUCAUGUAAUCUCAAUGCACCAUUCACAUCAGGAAGUGAAACUAAGGUGAAUAGUGAUUGUAAUAAACUAAGCCAGAGUAAGCAAUGUGAGUGAAAUAAAUGCACACGCUUUUAGUACAGUAUGAUAGUUCAUUUAAAAAAAAAUAGAAACUUUCAAUAAUGCUUACUUAAUGAACACUAAUGAAUUGGAAAUUUAAUAAAGUGAACCCAGUGUGCAGUGGUGAAAAUAGGUCUGAUUAACAGUACCCAUCAGAUUAGAAUAUCUGGACUGGAAUUUUUAAUUUGUGUUUUGCAAUGUCUGAAUCUAUUCAAUUUAAUGUUAAUAUUUGUGAUAGAAUUCAAAAUAGAAUUCAAAACUCUGAAUGAAAUUCAGACAGCCAACUACCGGAAUAGAAGUAUCCAAUUGACCAUGCCUAUAAUUUCAAACUAUCACAAUACUGUUACAGUAAAAAUAUUUCACAGUUCAUACACCUGGCUGAAACUAUGUUUCUACCUUUGACAGUUGCUUAAUAUGGCAGGUAGAAUGAUCGAGUUAUCCAUCCUCCUCUAACUUAGAUCAUGCAUCACUUCCAGCUAGCCUAUCAAGUUGUUAGACAGAGUUUGAGACAUUAAAUCUGCCAAUCACUUAAAAGCAUUUAAUUGUUUCAUGAUAAGUACACUUGUUUGAAGAAUAUUUAGAUUUGGGCCAAUAAGUUGAUUUUAUCGGCAAACCAUCAGGAACUAAGCCUUAAGUUUGUUUUGAGAUACCAUUUUCUUUCCAUUAUCUUGUAUUUGGAAAUUCUAAGUAAUACUCUUAAAAUUAUGCUCCUAACUGCAUUGCUCAUUUUACUGGAAUUAAGUUUUCACUUUAGCUCUUGGACAGAAACUGUGGGUUUAGUUUUUAGCUUAGAUGAUAAUCUUCACUCGUUUCCAUACUUAGCUACCUUUUUGAUCUCAAUAUCUAUUAGCUGACGGCAAAAUAGUGGCGAGCUUAAUGUCAACUGUAAAUUUUAUUUGUUAAGCUUCCAUGAAUAAACAUUCAGUAAGUGUGCUGCAACUAUAUGAGCGAUUGUAUUACCAAGACAGUGUCACGUGGACGCACUUGCUGAUGAAGUGUUAGCUCGUUGUAUCUCCAUGGAUUCUGCCUGGCCUGCUGUGAUCUCCAGCAUUUGUUGUUUUCUGUACAGAUUCCAGUAUCUACAGUAAUUUGCUCCUGUUGAUCCCUUUGUGUUUAUUUUUGUUAAUGGAUAUUUAGGAGCAAAGAGAAGUUAAAUUAAAAUAUUAUAACUCAUUUUGAAGGAUGAAGGGUGUUAUAAUGACAGUUAAGUAAAAUAAAGAUCCUUUAAUUUUACAAAUUAUAACUACUGUCUUGUUGCAAAUCUGUCUUGCGUUCAUGCACAAACUAAGCAGCAAACUUACAAUAUGCUGUAUUCAAAUUCAACUCUCCUCUUUUUGUGAAGGUUACUUCAUUGACCUUUGGUUGAUCUUUUUGAAAUUGAACUAGUUUAUUAAUAAGUAAAAUACGCAAAAACAAUUUACUGUCCCCUAUAGUAUGACCCUGGAUUAAUCUUGUAGAUUUGAAUUAAUCAAAGUAUAAAGACCUAUUAAGAAUAAACAAGCAUAUCAUUGUUCUGCAACAAAGCAGUUAUGUCUCUUAACUUUGCAAUAAAUAUUGAUUUUUUUUUCCAAAUGAAUACAAUACUGGAAGUCUAUUAUUUAUAAUUUAAAGGGGCAGUAUCAUACGUUUGUAUGUAAAUUAAUUGUUUGGAAAGCAAAAGCUUAAUGCAAUCUACUACAAUCUAUCUGUUAAUUGUUUGAAAACUAUUUAUUGUACAAGAAACCAUGUGAGGUUUCUAUGAAUGCCUUAUUAAAUGGAGCUUCCAUACAGUUCAGAAAUUCAGUGGUACCAGUUGGAACUUUUCUACGUGAGGCUCUGCUGUUUGUUGAACGAUGGAAACAUAGAUGUGACCUACUUGACUCUGUUAGUUUAAAAAUUAAUUUGUGUGGACAUUACUACAGAAUUAAAUUUACUACAGAAAUGGAAGUUGCAGUAUUAACAGUCUCCUUGACUAAAUGUUAAAUUGCAUAACACUGCAUAACUUUUAAUCAUUUGUUAUCAAUGUCUGCGCUCAGUCUAUCAGAGUGUUACCUUUUGAUAUCAAUCUUCAUUAGCUUUCAUUAUGGUGUGUUGCUAAGUGUAAAAUGUUUGGUUUCAUUCCUGACUAAGCUGACAUUUAGUUUGUAUUCUCUAGAAUAUUUUUAAGCACUAACACAAUGUUCUUUUUCUCAGCAUUUGUAAGUCCAUAAUUAAUUCCACAACAGUUACUUUUCAUUAUGCCAGUCAAAUGGCUUUAACUAAAUUACAUUCUUUCGAAUGUAGGCGUGUAAUAAGUUUAACCUGUGCGGCUUGCAAUUCGCAAAUUAACAUCAACCAAACUAUUACAUGUGCUUUGAACCUAUGCAACACUCCUUUUGUUAUAUAGCAAAGUAAAUUACAAUGGCGUGAAGAUGAUUUAUAAUACUGUUUUUGAUUUAGUAAUAAAUAUGACUUGGCAGUCACAUUUUAUCUUU